Molecule: messenger RNA, 2582 nt
Organism: Raphanus sativus (radish)
Lineage: Eukaryota; Viridiplantae; Streptophyta; Magnoliopsida; Brassicales; Brassicaceae
Product: EIN3-binding F-box protein 2
Exons: 2
Coding region: 167-2053 (628 amino acids)
Biological process (GO): SCF-dependent proteasomal ubiquitin-dependent protein catabolic process
Cellular component (GO): SCF ubiquitin ligase complex
Molecular function (GO): protein binding
Source: RefSeq, a predicted model, not a curated record
AAUUUUUCCCUGCUUUCUCAUAUAUCUCUCUCAAAGUUUUAAUAUUUUCUGUAAAUCUUCGUCACCCUUUUUGCCCUAUCUUCUAGGGUUCUUCUCGUUUUAUGAAUAUAAGUCUUCUUCUUCUUAUUAUCUCUGCUCUGUUUCUCAUCUUCGAGUUUCUUCAAUCAUGUCUGGAAUCUUCAGAAAUAGUGGUGAUGACGAGUUUUUCAAUGGAGGAUCAUCCAUGCAUCUAUCGCCAGGGAGCUGCUGUCCCGGCGUAUACCUCCCAGCACGCAAGAGACUACGCGUCUCCGCUGCGGCUUCUGCACAGUCGUUUUACAGUGCCUUUGAGCACAAGCAACAAACUUCGAUCCAAGUGUUACCCGACGAGUGUCUCUUUGAGAUCCUCAGACGCUUGCCUUCUUCAGGGCCAGAGAGGAGCGCGUGCGCGUGCGUCUCCAAGCAUUGGCUCAACGUACUGAGCAGCAUCACCAGGAGCGAGUCUGUUCAAGAUCUCGAGGGCGAAGGGUUUCUCUCGAGGAGCUUGGAAGGGAAGAAAGCGACGGAUCUGAGGCUAGCCGCUAUCUCCGUCGGGACGUCGACACGUGGCGGGCUGGGGAAGCUUCAGAUCCGUGGGAGUGGGUUCGAGAGUAAGGUAACGGACGCUGGACUCGGAGCGGUUGCUCGCGGGUGUUCGUCUCUUAAGGUUCUCUCUCUGUGGAACCUCCCUGCCGUUAGCGAUGCUGGCGUGUCCGAGAUCGUGCGGUCGUGUCCGUUGAUCGAAAAGAUCGAUCUUUCGAGGUGUCCCGGGAUAACCGACAAGUGUUUGGUCGCGAUCGCGGAGAGCUGUAAGAAUCUAACCGAUCUGACGAUUGAUUCGUGCUCGGGCGUCGGGAACGAAGGGUUAAGAGCGGUUGCGAGAGGGUGUGUGAAUCUGAGAUCUGUAUCUAUCAAGAGCUGUCCGAGGAUCGGAGAUCAGGGAGUUUCUUUCCUCUUGGCUCAAGCUGGUUCUUACUUGACGAAAGUGAAGCUUCAGAUGGUGAAUGUUACCGGUCUGUCUUUGGCCGUUCUUGGACACUACGGAGCGGGAGUGACUGAUCUCGUGCUUCACGGUCUACAAGGCGUGAACGAGAAGGGGUUCUGGGUGAUGGGGAACGCGAAAGGGAUGAAGAAGCUGAGGUCUUUGUCGGUGACGUCGUGCAGAGGGAUGACUGAUGUUGCGGUUGAAGCUGUUGGGAAUGGUUGUCCUGAUCUGAAGCAUGUUACGUUGAACAAAUGCUUGCUUGUCUCCGGGAAAGGACUCGUCGCGUUGGCGAAAACUGCGUUGGGUUUGGAGAGUUUGAAGCUUGAGGAAUGCCACAGGAUCAACGGGUUUGGUCUCUUGGGGUUUCUCAUGAACUGCGGGUCGAAGAUGAAGUCUUUCUCUUUGGUGAACUGUUUGGGAAUCCAGGAAGCUGCUUCUCCUCUGCUUCCAUCAUCAACGACCAGCUGCAGCUCCUCCUUGCGUUCGCUCUCUAUCCGUUGCUGCCCUGGUUUCGGAGAUGCGACUCUCUCCUUCUUGGGGAAGAUCUGUCACCAGCUUCAAGAUAUUGAGCUCUGCGGAUUGAAUGGUGUGACUGACGCAGGCGUGUUCGAGUUGCUUCAGAGCAACGACGUCGGUCUAGUGAAGGUGAAUCUGAGCGGAUGCGUUAAUCUCUCGGACAACACGGUCUCUGCGAUAUCUAUCUGCCACGGACGCACGUUGGAGUCUCUCAACCUCGAUGGAUGCAAGAACGUCACCGACGGGAGCCUUGUGGCGGUGGCCAAGAACUGCUACUCGGUCAACGACCUAGACGUCUCGAACACUCUGGUCUCGGAUCAGGGGGUCAAGGCUUUGGCAUCUUCUCCCAACCACCUGAAUCUUCAGGUUCUUUCGGUUGGAGGCUGCUCGGCGAUCACAGACAAAAGCAAGGCGUGUAUGCAGAAACUAGGCCGCACGCUUUUGGGGUUGAACAUCCAAAGAUGCGGUAGAAUCAGCAGCAGCACUGUGGAUAGCCUUCUGGAACAUCUAUGGAGGUGCGAUAUACUUUAUUAAGUAAGUAUUAUUAGUCAAAAAAAAAAGUAUGUCUUCUAGCUUUUGGUCGCUGCUAAACCCAUAGAUUCCACCUAGAACUCAGUUUCUUUCCCAGGAAGCAGCAGCUGUUUUUUCUCAAAUUUUUAGCAGGUUCCUUGGAGCCUGUUUCUACAGCUGUUGUGUCCCUGGGAACAUGUGACUGAGUUCUGGUGAUCUAGUUAGGGUUUGGUCUUGACCUUUUUUGGAGUUGUUGUCUCUUUUAUGUUUAGUGUUCUUGUGGGGAGUUCUUGUUCUCUGGUUUAGGUUUGUGGUAGUGCCUUCAUCUUCCUCUUGUAGAGCUUUUGGCAACAACUCUUUGGAGUUGUUUUUUUUAUGUGUUGUCUUUUGCCAAAAGCUCUGUUUUUUUCCACUUUUUUUUUUGUUUUAAGGCACUAUCUGUACUGCUUGGAUCAUUGUAUAAGCUUCCCUGAACAUACUACUAUCCUUUUGUAAUAUAUAACAUGAUCCUUGGAUCAUUUUGUUUUGAAUACAAAAUUAAAUGUUUUUCCUU